AUGGCAACCCCUCUGGUUUAUGAUAUUGCUCGUUUUGUAUGGACUGCGGCUGAGUCACCGUUACGCCAGCAAUGGCCUAUCAGCUUUGGUACCAUAUUUGCUUAUGCCACUGCUUCACUAUUGGCAGCCGCAAUAGAAGCAGCUUACGAUCAGCAGUUAUGGACGUUGUCCAAAUAG
Botrytis fragariae is the source of this 177-nucleotide messenger RNA. RefSeq lists its product as uncharacterized. Bases 1 to 177 code for a protein of 58 amino acids. The record is from RefSeq and is a predicted model, not a curated record. NCBI's taxonomy places the organism in Eukaryota, Fungi, Ascomycota, Leotiomycetes, Helotiales, Sclerotiniaceae. The transcript is spliced from 2 exons.